This is a messenger RNA of Oppiella nova, 900 nucleotides long. NCBI's taxonomy places the organism in Eukaryota, Metazoa, Arthropoda, Arachnida, Sarcoptiformes, Oppiidae. The record is from the annotation of a GenBank genome assembly.
CGCACGAGUGAAACCAAUUACCUGAACGAAGCCUAUUCCUUCUACUCGGCCAUCAGAGCCAGAGGUUAUUACAGCAAAGCGGCCAAAGAGGAAAGGGCUGACCUCAUGGUCAAGAAGUUGCGAUACUUCGCCCGCUUUAUAGUCGUAUGCCUUUUGCUCAAGAAAAUGAAAUUAGUUCGCGAUUUAGUGCGGGAGUUGGCCAAACAGAUCGACGACUACACCGUCACCUAUGACCCCGACGACCAGCUCGAGUGGUCGCUAGUCUUAAGUGAGAUCAAGUCGUUUAUAGAGGCCGACAACAUUGUGACGGUCGUAGACAUGGACAACAUUCCUCUAAUAAUAUCCCAUCGAUUGAGUCCAAUGAAUACACCGCCGUUGGAGAAAGUGGUCACAAGUCAUCUGACACUACAAGAGAUACUGAUUGUUGGCAACUGUUCCGAUCAGGUGAAGUUCAGUGAACUCACGUUAGAUAUGUUUCGUAUGCUUCAGGCGCUGGAACGGGAGCCUCAGGAGGACAUCGCGCAGAUGUACGACAUCUCGCCGGCGCCCACCGGACGCAUGCCGUUCGGCACCGAGAACGGGGACCACCGAAGCGGCGGCGGCAGCGGCGCCGGUGGAGUGGGCAUCGGGGGCGGCGUGUCGUCGACCGGCAAACGGGAUAACCCGCACAAAUACCUGCUCUAUAAGCCCACGUUCAGCCAGUUCUUCGUGUUCCUGGCCUCCGGGUUUAAGGAGUUGCCGGCAAACGGCGUGCUAUUACUGUAUCUGUCGGCCGACGGCUGCUUCGUCAACAACAAACACCCGGACGACGUUGGCUACGACUACGGCGGCGUCAUAACGAACACGAAGUCGAGGGACCAGUCGCUGGCCGACCAGAACAAGCGUCAGAUGGUGUCGAAG